Molecule: messenger RNA, 1731 nt
Organism: Suhomyces tanzawaensis NRRL Y-17324
Lineage: Eukaryota; Fungi; Ascomycota; Pichiomycetes; Serinales; Debaryomycetaceae
Product: alpha/beta fold hydrolase
Exons: 1
Coding region: 184-1257 (357 amino acids)
Source: RefSeq, a predicted model, not a curated record
CCGCAUGAUGGCAUUAUCUUUCAUCACGAGCCCUUAUUUGGAUUUGAAAGGUAAGCCGCAAAUCAAUUCCUCUUGCAUUUGUGACAAUGGAGAUAUGGCAUAUUUUUCCAUCUCCAAUACUAUUCUGCCAUUAGUAAUUAAAAGGUCAAAAAUAUCCCCCACCCUAUCCAGACCUCGAAAUCGAUGAUUCCUGAUGCUUCUCCAUAUUACACCUACUCUACUGAAGUUACUGAUGCAUAUCUUCACCGGUCUCCAGGUGCAUACUUGAAAAAUCCUACCCCAGAUUCUCCGAAAGCACUAAAGUUGGCAUAUCGCCGCUACAGAAGGAGAAUGCCCAUUCCUGCCACAGCAUUGCCUGUCAAUGUCCUUUUUGUCCAUGGAAUUGGAAUGAACAAGGGUGUAUGGCACUACCUCAUCGACAGACUCUACCAACGAUUUAGUGGCUCAGGAAAGCUCCAGAUCAGCACUGUGAUCGCCAUCGACACCGUCAACCAUGGUGAAUCGGCGUUUGCAAACAGGGGACGCUUAGGCCAGAGUUACGACUGGCACGACGGAGCAUUUGAUAUCAUAAAGGUAGCCACAAAGGACGAAGCUUCGGUGUUUUUUAGCCAAACUCCCAAAUUGAAUAUCUUGGUGGGCCACUCGGCUGGUGCAACCACGGCUCUCUAUGCUUCAGCAUAUAAUCAGGGCCUAUUUGACUCGUGCGUGGCUAUCAAUGCCGUGGUGUACUUGGGACCAGACGAAAUCCAGCUCAAGAACAAUACCAUUACUGAAUGGAUAUACAAGGGAUUUAUGAACAGUACCAUAUGCGUCGAGGACCCAGUCAAGUACCGUGAAGAAGUUUUCCAAAUGUACCGUCGCAAUGGGUUCUAUUAUAAGUGCCACCCUCUGAUAUUGAAGAAUAUGGUGGAAGAUGAAAUACCAUCAGACCUCACUUCUGUGUCUAGUGGAGAUAAGAUACAGUUGAACACCACUACCGAGGCCCUGAUUAUGUUAUAUUUCUAUCGUGGGUUCAACAACGAACACUCCAGGAUAUGUUUUAGCAAUAUCAACAUUCCCGUGUUUUCAAUAUCGGUGGAGAAUGAUCAGGCAAAUACUAAGCACACCCAAGAGCUUAUUCUGUUGCUUAAAAGGGUACAUAGAGGCAUUUCUAUCCCCAAAGCAACCCAUAUGGUUCAUGCCGAAGAACCGGAGUUGAUUGUCCAAUUGUUGGGGUCAAUUAUGGAAGAAAGGGCGCUACUAAAUGCAAGGCUAUAGGCUCACAGGAAAGUGUGAUCUAAUCCAAGUAAUACUUUGUACAGUGUAGGUGUGUAUAUCACAGAGCCAGCAUCUGUCACCUGAAAUCUUCUUUAUAAAUUCACAGUAGGCUCAGUUAGAAUGUUUCUCUUCAUGGUUUAAAUCCCCCGAGUUUUACCAUCCGGAAACAUACAGCGGAGGGAGUUGUUGUAAUUGUUCAAUAGCGAAUGCAUCUCCUUAUUAUACCAGAUACAAUAAAAAAUGAGAGACAUCUGGAUUAGGAAACUAUCUAAUAGACUCGAAAGAUUGAACUUCAUCACUCGAUGUAACAACCUUUGCAUCCGAUUUUUCACUUACUGACGGUGACCUGAUAUGUAUCGUUAGAGAGCCAUGGGCUACAUUGUUGCCUGUUAUUGACAAUUAAUUGCGUCCUGAGUAUUACCAUAGGAAUUUUGAUCAAAACCCGAGGUUUAUUCGAAAUCUUUAUGAUUUUAG